AUGAGCCGUGAACCGGCGCCUCCGCAGGGUUCAGGCUCUACAAGCUCACAGGCAGAUACACCUGACUAUUUUCAGCUUCCCGAAAAGGUCGCACAGGAUGCGGUUCCCUCCCUGUCGCCGGAUCAUCCAUGGGCCCAGGUCAUUUCGUCCCACGGUCAGUCCCAGGCUAUCUUGCCAUUACAUACACUAGGUCUUCCGAAUAAGCAUCUGGAAGAACGUGCCUCUACAUCAAAGAAGCCGUUUCCGACUUCCCCGGGAGUUUUAUCUUUGCCCAACUUUAAAGCACCAGCGUUUUUGCCCGUACCGACGCCAGCUAAUGAUGAUCGAUACCGUAUGAUUACACCGGAAACUCUCUAUGAUUUGAUGCGAAUGCGAUCCCCUGAAGGAAUUGUUCCGCCAAAGCAUGUUCUUGUUCUAGAUAUCCGUCCCCCUACCUCCUUUGCCCGGUGUCAUAUAAAAGGCAGUGUGAAUGUUUGCGCUCCAACCACUCUUUUACGCCGUCCGGAAUUCACCAUUGAACGUAUCGAGGAUCAAAUUCUCUCUAGUGGUACGAUGGAUGAUAACUUUCGCAAUUGGAGGACUUAUACGAAGGAGAAUGCGCCUCAGAGCUGGAUUGUCGUAUUAGAUAUGGAUUCUACAAAAACAACAUCGAUGGGCCGAUCCAGUGCUGGUGGUGGGGGUGCAUCUCUGUUAGGACUGCUGCGAAAGUUUGAAUCAGCGGGGUACAAGGGCCAACUUUGCUGGGUUACGGGUGGCUUUGUGUCGUACAGUCGGUGGCCUCCUGCGGCGGACGAUAUUGAGUGGGCAUCUACCCAGAAGGAUUCAAACCAUGCGAUCUCUUUGGUGCCAACAAAUACGAUGAAGCGACCCAGUUUGAGUCUUUCGAUGCCGUCUCAAGGGCCAAUGCUUGCUCUCUCUGACUGCAUGGGCAAUUCCGCGGCGCAUGCAGCAAAUCCAUUCUUCGAUAAUAUCCGGCAAAACUUGGAACUGUCAUGUGGCAUCACAGAUAUCGUUCCCUUGGAGCUUUCGCUAUCUGAGUCGCAACUUAAUCGUUUGCCCCGGUUUUUGCGAGACUUGGCCAUUAUGGACGACCAAAUACGGGCCAAGUACUUGGCAGAGAGGUUUUUUGAAAUCGAGAAAGGGGAACAACUUCGUAUGCAAAGCGUCAUGCAACGGCAUGCUUUUGAAUCCUCGACGAACAGCUCCGUCCAUCCCCCUGAUGUGCCAAUUUCCAGCCGUGCAGUCUACCCGAAAUCGCCGACAGAGCACUCCGUACCGCCCGGUGCCUUUCCUCUAAGCAUCACCGCGGCCAUUGAGCGAGGAAAUGAUCAUCGAUACCGAAAUUUUUGGACCUUUGAGCACAGUCGCGUAACGCUUGAGAAGCAACCCAACCAAUCAAGGUACAUCAAUGCAUCCUUUAUCAAUCCACUUAGAUAUAUGGGUGGACACGAUGUGUAUAUUGCCACACAGGCACCGUUACCUAGCACUUUCAGUGUAUUUUGGAGUGUCAUAUGGGAAUACGAUAUCCAUACUAUCGUGAUGCUUGCUCGCGAACAAGAGGCAGGUCGUAUUAAAUGCGAUAACUACUGGGACAAACCUACCGCUGAGCCAUUCCGGGUAACUGUGCUGGAGCGAAAAACUGUGUCUUCGAAAGAACUCCAAUCAUUCAACAAGCCGACAGAUGCCAUGGAUAAUGCUGCAGAUGUGAUUGUUAUUCAGCGCACCUUGCAAGUCUGCAAUCUGACCGAACCUGAUACACCUCCUCGUCAUAUUACGCAUUACCAAUAUAUGGCGUGGCCUGACCACAGUGUUCCUGAUUCACCUAUUGACUUGCUUGCGCUCAAAAAACGUGUUGAUGAAAAGAGAUCAGAUCAUUCAGAUCCUAUUGUCGUGCACUGCUCCGCGGGCAUUGGCCGCACUGGUGCCUACAUCAUGAUUGACGCGGUGAGCUCGUUCCUUCGACAUGUGCGAUCCUCACUUGCUUGUAAAGGUGAGCACUCAGUUAUACCAUCUCGUCAUGAAUGCUGGGAUUCUCCAAAAGAUCUUAUCUACGAGGCUACGAUGGUUAUGCGCGAGCAGCGUAUGAGUAUGAUUGAGACCGUUCGCCAGUAUGUGUUUGUCUACAAGGCCGUCAUAGCGGCACUUUUGGCGGACCCUGUACCAUAG
Malassezia sympodialis ATCC 42132 is the source of this 2166-nucleotide messenger RNA. RefSeq lists its product as uncharacterized. Gene Ontology annotation, biological process: protein dephosphorylation. NCBI's taxonomy places the organism in Eukaryota, Fungi, Basidiomycota, Malasseziomycetes, Malasseziales, Malasseziaceae. Gene Ontology annotation, molecular function: protein tyrosine phosphatase activity. The record is from RefSeq and is a predicted model, not a curated record.